UUGUGCGAGGUGGUUAGAAAAGUCGCGCGAAACCGCGAAGUUCUCGCGGCGGUGAGUAACAAGAACAUCUUUCACAUGCUUGAGCUGUACAUCGAUGGGUUGAAGCGGACGGGGAUCACGAACUACGUCAUUGUGGCUCUCGAUAGCGAGACUGCGGAUUGGUGCAAGCAGCGCGAGGUGCCGUACUAUCACCGCGAGCUAACGUCAAUCACAGGUAGUACUGACAAUCACGCGACGUCGGGAUUAAAGUUCCGAGUGUUGAAUGAAUUCGUAUCCACUGGGACGUCGGUGUUGUUAUCGGAUGUGGAUGUGGUUUGGAUGCAAGAUCCUUUCGCUGCAGGUGAGAGCGCGAGAAACAAACGCUUGAUCUAUCGAGACGCCGACGUCGAAGGAAUGACCGAUGGAUGGGACGAUCCGACGUCGUACGGUUUCUCAUGGAACGGUCAGCGACGGUUGAUCGCACGGAAUAGCGGGUUGUUUUUCGUCGCGGCGACGCACGAGACGAAGGCGAUGAUGUCAAGACUCGCCGAACGCAUGGCGUCGGAGAAGAAUACGUGGGACCAGACGGCGUACAACGAGGAGCAGGUGUAUCUCUGGGGUCAGUCCAAGCAUAAGAAGUAUUCUGGAACGAGCCAGCGCGUGAUGAACUACAUGUGUUUCCAGAAUUCCAAGUACAUGUUCCGCUUCAUGCGUUACGACGAGGAUCUGUACCCAGAUCACCGACCCGCAAGCGUGCACAUCAACUACCACCCUGAAAAGCCCGAUCGCAUGGUGUCCGUCAUAGCGCAGUACUGGAAAGGUGAAGCAAAUGCGAUUGAU
Molecule: messenger RNA, 819 nt
Organism: Ostreococcus lucimarinus CCE9901
Lineage: Eukaryota; Viridiplantae; Chlorophyta; Mamiellophyceae; Mamiellales; Bathycoccaceae
Exons: 1
Biological process (GO): root hair cell development
Molecular function (GO): glycosyltransferase activity
Source: RefSeq, a predicted model, not a curated record